AUGAAAGUAACCGUACGCAACUCUCCCUCGCUCAACCAGAGCAGCUGUCACAUUGUGAAGCCAUUGGGAUGCGCGCGCCAGUCUGAUCAGUCACGCAGCUCCCGCGACCCAGUCCUGCGACCUCGUUCGUCCCAAUUGCCUGAUCCCGCGGGUUUGGCGGCGCGGGCGCUGUCGCCCACCAGGCCGCUCCGCGGUGGUGCUCCCUUCUCGGCGGCAGGCAACGCAGCGGCAAAGUUGUCGGAACCAAUUCCCCAGCCAUCUUCUCACGACCGUCACGACCCUAACGACCCAGCAACUCCCACCCUACACCAGCGCCAGCAGCGCCGCCUUUCGCAACCUACUCCUCCGCCUCGAGCUCACUCUCAGACGCCCGGGCAACGAUCUACUCCAUCUUCGCAACACCGCCUGCGUCGGACGCCCAAGUUCUCCGCUUCGCCGAGCCCAAGGCCCGAGGAACAGCAGACCCGGCACCCACAAUCGCAACCUCAUACGCCCGCAAAGGUCACUGUCACUCUUGGUCCCCGGGGUCAGUAUAUAUUAGCCGGUGCUGCGGACAAAGGUAAGGCACGAGCGCGACCACGCCGACCCACGCGACAACUCUCUCAGGAUUUGAGCAGUGAGGACAACGAGGACGAGUCUCCUUCCUCGCAGCGUUACAAGACCGAGGUCGACGCGCCCGAGCCCGAGGCCGUCCUCCGCAUUUCAAAGCGCACCCACCGCGCCAUCUUGUACACGCUUGAGGAAUUGCUACGUGGUCCGAAUAAGCUCAGCUCCGACCUUGUUGAAGAAACCGCCUCAAUGGCCGAUUUAAUGGGAGGUGGUAUACCUACCUCCAACGACAAUGGCGCGUCUUCCUCGAGAAUACCGGCCGUUCGACCUCCCGGCGGUUCACCAUCCGGGAUUAGAGGUCCCCGAAAGAUCAUGCAAGAACGAGCAGCCCGAGAAGCGAGACAACGCGAGGAACGAGAACGCUUGGAGCGCGAGCAUGCCGCCGAAGAUGCUCGCUUGCUCGAGGAAGCAAACAGAAGAGAAGCGGAGCGCAGAGCAGCAGCUGCUGGCGCUGGUAGAACUGGACCGGGAUCUGUGCCUGCCGGCGCGGAUCCUGGCUCUUCAACAAGACGACCUACAGUCGGUAGCUCGGGUCGACCUGGUGCUGAUAACGGCGCCCAUCCAGGAUCGUCUCGCGCAGCCGGUACUCAGGCACAACCUGCGCAGCGCCAGACGACCGUGCCGCCUCAAGGCCCCGCGGUAGAGAAUACAGCAGCUGCACCAUCAGGGACCCAUCAGACUGCAGCUGCAUCAGACCCGGUAGCUGCAGCGGGCCGUGGUAGGAACUCGUUCCCGCAUGCAUUCGAACGUUGGGAGACCCUCUCGGCGCACUGGGAAGGCUUGACCAGUUUCUGGAUACGCAAACUGAAGCAGAAUGCGGAUGAGAUCAACAACGAUCCUGUAUCUCAGCAACUUGCUCGUAACGUGACAGACCUCUCAUCGGCAGGCGCAAAUCUAUUCCACGCCGUCGUAGAGUUGCAGAGACUUCGCGCCUCUUCAGAGCGCAAAUUCCAGCGCUGGUUCUUUGAGACGCGCGCUGAAAUGGAGCGCAACCAGGAGGUCACCGCAAUGCUAGAGGUAGCGUUGGAGGAAGAGCGUCGCAGCCGAGCGCAAGCGAUCCAGGAAGCCUUGGAGCAUGAGCGCGGCAACUCCAGGAUACAGAAGCAGCUAGGUGAGAUGCGCAAGGAGUUGCAGAUAUCGAAGGAAGAAGCCCGCCGUGCAUGGGAGGAACUCGGCCGACGAGAGCAGGAAGAGCGAGAUCGUACUGCAUCUCUACAGUCAGGCCAGCCCACCAUAGUUGGCGGCGUCCAGGUUGUGCCCAUGACGCAGGGUGUCAGUCGACACAGCAGUCGUCGCGAUCCCCAGGCCUAUGCUCCCACAGAGCCUGACUACAGUCAAGCUUCGGGCUCUCGACCAGAGUACACCCAAGCACCCGCCGUCCAACCCGUCACCGCAUCGUCAUCCGGGGGUGCCUCUUCGCAUCAAGCACCGGCAACUGUUCAUCACCAAGGCAGCUAUGGUUCCGAAGGCACCUACAGCGAAGGUGAGUACACAAUCGAUGCGCAGGGUAAUUUUGUCCGAGACUCUCGGGGACAUAUGAUCCCUUUCCGCGCUCCCGUUUCAGACAAUGGUUCUGACGAUGGACUAGAAGAGUUCGAGACCCCUGGUGCUCAACCCGCCGGGCAAUACCCGACGACUUCUGGUGCGCAGCCUCAGUACCCUCCCGCCGCAGAUUAUACCGGCCAAGGUUACAGUUCGGGGUGGGACAAUGCGCGCCACCACCACCCUACUCGCCUGAGUGACGUUCUCGAGGAGGAAGAGGAACGCAGCCGUACGAGCGCGAGCCAAAGCCAAGUCAGCCGCGGCUGA
This is a messenger RNA of Neoarthrinium moseri, 2418 nucleotides long. RefSeq lists its product as uncharacterized. The record is from RefSeq and is a predicted model, not a curated record. Lineage: Eukaryota; Fungi; Ascomycota; Sordariomycetes; Amphisphaeriales; Apiosporaceae. The transcript is spliced from 3 exons. The coding region runs from base 1 to 2418 and encodes 805 amino acids.